Miscanthus lutarioriparius is the source of this 1050-nucleotide messenger RNA. NCBI's taxonomy places the organism in Eukaryota, Viridiplantae, Streptophyta, Magnoliopsida, Poales, Poaceae. The record is from the annotation of a GenBank genome assembly.
AUGCCCGCGGACAAGCGCCUCGCCGCCGCGGCGCCGUACCUACCGGCGGAGCUCAUACCGGACAUCGCUCGGCACUUGACGACGCUCCAGGACUUCUUCGCCCUCCGCGCCGCCUGCCGCUCCUACCGCGCCGCGCUGACACCCUCCCGCGCCGUCCUCGCGUCCCAGCCGCCACAUCUACUCGUGCCCCACCACGCCUCCUCCCCGUGCUCGCUGGCCCUCAUCCACCCCCCGCGCCGCCGCCUCCUCCGCUUCCGUGCGCCCUCGCACCCUUUCCGCAGCGCCGUCGUUGCAUCCGACGGCGCCCGCGUCGUCACCUUUGACCACUUUGCUCGCGAGCUCUCCGUCACCCACCUCCUUUCCGGCGACCGGAUUCGCGUCCCUGACGCUCCCUUCCUGUUCUCCCGCGCAGUCCUCGCCGGCGACCUCGUCCUCCUCAUCGCACCCGGGUGGGUUCAGUACUGCCGCCUCGGGGACGGCCGAUGGCGGGAGGCGUAUUGCCGGCUCGGGGGCUGCGGCGGCAGCCUCUUUGGUGGUCUUUACAUGAUGGUCGGCAUGCUCGCGGUCAAUGGCGUCCUAUAUGCUCUCCUCAACACGUGCCAACUCGCAGUGGCAGAGCUGAUGGACAAUAAGGUUGAAUUAAAGCUGCUUGGAGGGGAAGUGAGUGACCAUGUCAGAGAUGCUUGGAUGGAAAGCAAGGAUUUCAUGCUUGGGGCUUGUGCUGGUGAGCCCUUACUCAUCUUCAAGGUAUCGGUCAAGCCUGAAUACAAGGUUUUCCGGUGGGAACCUGCGGAGCAAAGGUGGGUGAGGGCUAUGACCCUGGGAAGGCGGACGCUUUUCAUGUCUGGCAAUGGCUUUGAUGCUUGGGUUGGUCCAGAUUCACCUGGAAUUCGAGGGGAUUGCAUAUAUGAGGCUCUGCCACGGGCAGCAGGUUGGAGUGAGUACUCUUUAGUUGAUGACACUUAUGAACUCGUCACUAUUGAUUACCAAGGUGCACCAGAUCUAGAUGCCUUAAGAAAGCAGGUUUGGGUGCUUCCGAGCUUGUACUGA